Messenger RNA from Coprinopsis cinerea okayama7#130, 744 nucleotides. RefSeq lists its product as hypothetical. The record is from RefSeq and is a predicted model, not a curated record. NCBI's taxonomy places the organism in Eukaryota, Fungi, Basidiomycota, Agaricomycetes, Agaricales, Psathyrellaceae. The transcript has 2 exons. The coding region runs from base 1 to 744 and encodes 247 amino acids.
AUGGCUUCUUCAUCCUCAUACGAUGCAAGCCUCCUGAAAUCAGCUCCUGAAGUCGACAAACGGGCUAUCCAGGAAGGAUACAGCACAGAUAUCCUGAAAGAAUCGGAAAAGCCUUUAUUACAACCACCAUCUCGAAGUAACUCCGCACCCACACCACAUCCGCCGACACCCCAACGAGGAAAUACGAAUACGAAUACGGACGGCGCGUCCCGCGAACCUAGUGUACUCGAAGCGCAGGCACCACCAGCCAAACCCAAACUGUUCUGGCGGACGACGAAGGGGAUAGUCAUCAUCGGCGUCGUCGCCGUGGCUGUCAUCGUUGCGGCGGUUGUGGGGGGCGUCGUCGGGUCCCGGAACAGCAAGAACGACAAUAACAAUAACGGCGACAAUGGAGUACCGGUUGGAGACGAGCAGGGAGGUGCACCGGAUGCUGGGGGUCAGCCGACGGGAGGGGGAGGAGCGGGCGGGGAGGAACAAGUCGGGGGCGGCGGGGUGGUGGACGAGCCUACCCGGAGCGCGACUGAUGCAGCGGCGCCGCCUCCGGAUGCAGCACCCACACCGCCUCCUGGUCUCCCCAGCCCCGACGAUAUCCCUACCCUCUUCCCGGACGCCAGCGGGGACCCUGGCCCUGGCACCAGCGACCCUCAGCCUGGCGAUACGGGAUUCACUGCCGCAGACCGCGAAGCACUCGUCGCUCAUGCUGCUAGCGUCAACGCUGCUGGACUCGGACUCGGUUUGGAUUGA